Messenger RNA from Coffea eugenioides, 2831 nucleotides. Its product is annotated as receptor-like protein kinase ANXUR1. NCBI's taxonomy places the organism in Eukaryota, Viridiplantae, Streptophyta, Magnoliopsida, Gentianales, Rubiaceae. Gene Ontology annotation, biological process: protein phosphorylation. Gene Ontology annotation, molecular function: ATP binding; protein kinase activity. The record is from RefSeq and is a predicted model, not a curated record. The transcript has a single exon. Bases 1 to 2580 code for a protein of 859 amino acids.
AUGAUUUUUGAUAUCCAUGUUUUAUUUCUUGGAAUCGCCUGUUCUUUCAUUGUGAAUAAGGUCCAUUCAGCUAGUAACAGCAAUAUAUCAAACUCUGAUUCUCUUGUGUUGGCUUGUGGUGCUCCUACCAAUGCCACAGAUAAUAACGGCAGGAGUUGGAUUCCAGAUUCUAAAUUCCUUGCAUCUUCAGAUAAUUCAAUCGUUGCCACGGCUCUUUCUCAAGAUCCUUCAUUGCCUUCCACUGUCCCUUACAUGACUGCCAGAGUAUUCCAAUCACAAUUCACUUACACGUUCAGAAUUUCUCCCAAAGCCCGCCACUGGAUUCGCCUUCAUUUUUACCCUUCUUCUUAUAAUAAUCUCAGCUCUUCAAAUGGAUUCUUUUCUGUAACAGCUGAUGGUUUCACACUUCUUAACAAUUUUAGUGCUUUGAUCACCGCCCAAGCGCUUACACAAGCUUAUAUUAUCAGAGAAUAUAAUAUUGUACCAAUUCAGACUGGUAUUCUCAACCUCACAUUCACUCCAUCACCAGCAUAUAAUGGAUCUUUUGCUUUUGUCAAUGGCAUUGAGAUUAUCUCAACGCCAGAACUUUUUCAAGCUGCGCCUUUGGUUGGGUUUUCAGAGCAGUCAGUGGAAGUAGAACAGAAUACGGUGCAGACACUGAUUAGGCUAAAUGUUGGUGGACAGUAUAUUCCAGCUAGUGAUGAUUCUGGUCUGAGCAGAACAUGGUACGAUGACUCGCCUUAUCUAUUUGGUGCAGCUUUUGGUGUCACCUCUCAGGCUGAUGAAAAUGUGAGAAUCAAUUAUCCAACUGGUUUACCCGAGUACAUUGCUCCUGUUAACGUUUAUGACACAGCAAGGUCAAUGGGGCCUGAUCCAAAGGUUAAUCAGAAUUUCAACCUUACAUGGGUGUUUCAAGUUGAUCCCAAUUAUACUUAUCUCGUGAGGUUCCAUUUCUGCGAUUAUCAGAUGUCCAAAGUUAAUCAGAGGGUGUUUGCUAUCUUCAUUAACAACCAAACAGCUUUUCCAGAUGCAGAUGUGAUUGGAUGGACUAGCGCAAAAGGGGUACCAGUUUACAAGGAUUUUACGAUACAUGUCAGUGAUAGGAGUGGCGAUGAACAAUUGUGGGUGGCUCUGCAACCUAAUCAAACAUCCGUGCCAGAAUUUAACGAUGUAAUUCUAAACGGUCUGGAGAUCUUUAAGAUUAAUGAUACAAAAGGGAGCUUACCAGGCCCAAAUCCUGUGCCAUCACCGCUUGCCCCUCCCAUGGAGUCCGAGCCAAAGCAAUUUGCACCAUCGAAGUCCAGAAAAACUGGCCUUAUUCUCGGUGCGGUUGGGGGAGCAGCGGUUGGCUUUGCUCUGGUUAUUGGUUUUGUUGCAUUUCUCAGGCGUAGGAAGAGGAUGGCUCUCGGAGAAAGUUCUAGCAUAGCAGGUUGGCUGCCAAUUUAUGAUAGCUCGCGCUCUUCAGAAACUGGAACAACAAUCUCAGGCAAAAGUUGUGGCAGCAGUCGCAUUUCAAAUAUUGGUGGAAGCCUCUGUAGACGUUUCUCCUUGGCCGAGAUAAAAAAUGGUUCCAUGAAUUUUUCUGAAUCCCAAGUUAUUGGAGUUGGAGGAUUUGGUAAGGUGUACAGAUGCUUUGUUGAUGGAGGGACUGAAGUUGCCAUAAAAAGAGCAAACCCAUCAUCAGAACAAGGCGUUCAUGAGUUUAGAACUGAAAUUGAUCUGCUUUCAAAGCUAAGACACCGGCAUUUGGUCUCUCUAAUUGGGGCUUGUGAAGAACAUAAUGAAAUGAUAUUGGUGUAUGACUAUAUGGCUAAUGGAACUUUGAGGGAGCAUCUUUACAAGACCAAGAAGCCACGACUUUCAUGGAGACAGAGGCUGGAUAUCUGCAUUGGCGCUGCAAGAGGCCUUCACUAUCUUCAUACAGGAGCAAAGUACACUAUCAUCCACAGGGAUGUGAAAACUACUAACAUUCUGUUGGAUGAAAAGUGGGUUGCAAAGGUUUCUGAUUUUGGACUCUCAAAAACAGGUCCUACUCUUCAUCAAACACAUGUUAGUACAAUGGUGAAAGGAAGUUUUGGGUACUUGGAUCCAGAAUACUUCCGCAGGCAACAAUUGACAGAGAAAUCAGAUGUAUAUUCCUUUGGGGUGGUCCUUUUUGAAGUUUUGUGCGGAAGGCCAGCUCUUGAUCCUAAUCUUCCAAAAGAGCAAGUUAGUCUAGCAGAUUGGGCAUUGAGGUGUCAUUCCCAGGGUGUUCUUGACGACAUUAUUGAUCCAUGUAUCAAGGGGGAAAUGGCACCUGAAUGCUUGAAGCACUUCGCAGAAACAGCAGCUAAAUGCUUGUCCGAUCAAGGAAUUGAUCGCCCUUCAAUGGGGGCUGUUCUCUGGAAUCUGGAGUAUUGCUUACAAUUACAAAACAAUCCAGAUGGACCAGAAUUCGUUGUGCAACAGAAAGCCAAUGAUGCUUAUGCGAUGCAUGAAACGUUGCUGACCAUUGAGGAGAAUGAUAAAAUAAGCCAGGAGACAGAGGACAGCAGCUCCAACGAAAUAUUCUCACAAAUAAUAAAUCCUCAAGGGAGAUAGGUUGAGUACAUGUUUCAAUUUUUGCAGUGCACUUUACUUGCUGCUUCUUUGCACAUUGUUGGUAGUGAUGUUCAAGCAUUAAUUCUGCUGCUUGUCUGUAAUUGCAGCCAAUUUGAUCGCAUUUUGGUCUUAAACAUUAGCUAUCCCUUGUGAAUAAAUUAGUGGAAGGGCUCUAGGCCAAGCUUGAUGGUAGAUUUGUAUUCUUCAUUUCUCUUUUUUAGUUUGAAAACAGUAGGAUUCUUGACCUUUCU